Messenger RNA from Cornus florida, 2425 nucleotides. RefSeq lists its product as uncharacterized. NCBI's taxonomy places the organism in Eukaryota, Viridiplantae, Streptophyta, Magnoliopsida, Cornales, Cornaceae. The coding region runs from base 16 to 2073 and encodes 685 amino acids. The transcript is spliced from 13 exons. The record is from RefSeq and is a predicted model, not a curated record.
AUAGUUUGGAGGUUGAUGGACCCCACAUCAUAUAGCACCCCUCUCCACAGUCCAACCACAUCCACACUCUGCUAUCUAAUCCAAUCUCUCAGUUUUAUCUCAGGCACCAUUCGCAAAGUCCAAAACUCUGAAGUUGCUUGCACCAAUACAUACAAAUUGAAAAAAUCAAACCGAUUUUUAGCUGGUGGUUCAAUCUUUUUCUUCUCCUCAAUGCCAGGAACCAUUCUAGUUUCAGUCCUGGAUUUUGAAGGCAUAACAUUCCCAUCUUCAUCACCCCCUUCAUCAAUGUCCAUAAAGGUUUCCAUAGGGAAAAGCGAGUAUCAAACUUGGGACAAGGGGGACUUCUCUUUCCCAUUAACAACCCUUCGCGAUAAUUUGGUUGUUAUACUUCAAGAUAUUGAGGGAAAUGAAAUAUCACAAACAGUUGUUAAAAUCAUGUCUAUCGUUGAAAGAGGUGUCUGGGAUGACUUAUUCCCCUUCCAAGGAGGUGGGUAUGUACAUAUGAAGUUGCAGUUCACCCUUAGUGAAGUUGAGCGCAAUAGAAUCCGCAACAUGAGGGAAACUGUAGUGAAAAAGAAACAGGUGGAGCUCCUCAAUAGCAGUGCUAGACUUUCAGAGACUGCCAGUACUGCUGGUAUUAGUGCAGCAUCAUCUUCAUUCCCCGUUAAUGAAAUCUCAGCGAUGAGCAAUCUAGAAGUACCCACUCAAGUCGAUCGGCCAUCAAAGCGUGCUACUUUCUUCAAGGAUCCACCAUCCGAAGCUGGUAACAAAGAACAAACUCUUUAUCAAAAAACAACCCCAAAAGAUAGAGACAGAAGGGAAGACAUUUCAUCCACAACUCCCAUGUCACAAGGGGUUGAAGUACACAAGGAGUUGGUUCAGAAGAUUCAGACUCUGUUGCCGCAUGAUGUUGCUGUGAAGAAAUAUUCUGUGUCUCCCGACCUGCAAGAUGAUCUAGCUGAUAAACCUGAGAAGCAGGGUGCAUUGGAGAAAACUCCUAGCAAUGUAAGGAAGAUGAUAAGUGCCUUUGAAAGUACUCUAGCUCAGGAUAUGCGACCUCGUACUAAAUCACCAGCAACAAAAUCUCAAUUGAACAAAGUAGGAAAAGAAGGUCCUCUGAAGGAUCAAUUUUUAAAGGAUGUCAGGAGUUCAGCACAGUUGAGUUCAGGAAGGCUCAAGAAUCCUUUUCUUACAGGGGAGUUGCAACAAAAUCUGACAAAUAUUGCGAGAAAAGGAGAGUAUAUAGGACAUGAUAGAUAUUUAGGUGGGACUAAAUCACUUCUGAGUGCUAGGGAGUUGAAGGAAUUGAGCACCACACAAAUACAAUCAAAAGAUAGAAGUUCAACUCCAAAGGGUAAAUUCAAAGCAGUACAUGAAGAAAUGGCUACAAAAGAAGAAAGAAAAUCUCCAGUAAACAUGGUGAGGACAUUUGCUGCUGAUACAGCUACAGUUUCAGGAAGAAUAUACAAUGAGCAUUCUAGUAGACACCAAAAUUCUGAUUUGUUCACUGAUCUGCGAGAUUCUGGUAGCCCUUCUGCUGGGAUCAGAAGACAAAUUCACUCAAAAGUUUCACAUGAUAUUAAUAUUCGAGGAGCUUCAAAUGAUGAAUUGAAAUCAGUAGAAUAUUGUGGCAAUGAUCAUUACUUCUUUGAAAGCUCUGGCGCCUGGAUAUUCGCAGAUGACACAAGACACUUGUGCAUAACAACUGGAGGUAAAAGGGCAAUGAAUUUGAUGGGAGGCUGCCAUGUUGAAGCCAAAACCCAUCAAGGAAAGAAGAGUGAUUAUAUACCAGAAAGUAUAGGAAAGCAUAAUGUGCAACAUAAAACUGAUAUUGAGGUGAAGAAAGGUGAGAAGACUUUUCACAAUUUGAGAAAUUCAAGCCCUGAGGAUUCAUCAGAUGUUGCAUCCACUGGACCUGUUAGACAGGCAAUAAAAGUUGCAAUCAUGGUGGCCUUUGGAGCACUUGUUUUCCUUAAUAGAGAAAGAAAACCCAGGCACGUCUGUUAUUACCAAAAAAGCAACACAAAAGAAAACAUUCCUUUUUUCGACAUCUCAGAUUAUAUGGAUCAAUGAACAUUGACUAAAAGGAGGUGCCAUUCAAAGCAAAGGAUGAUUGAUAGAUUGAAUUUGUCAUAGCCUGCUUGGGGAUGCUCCAUUGGUACUUUCUUAUAGACAUAUGUUGUCAGGUUGCCUUUUCGUGGAACUGUAGAUACAAAUGCUGGUGCAGAAACAGUCGGUCAUUCCUGAGGGAUGAAAACUACGUGAAUUUAUCAUUUAUUUUGUAUUUAUCAAUAAUUUCCCCAUCAAUGGUGAUAAAAUGUGGACAAACAGGCCUUUCUGGUUACUGAUUUGGAUUAUUUUAUUAUGGCUAUGGGUCCUGAUGUAAAUUCAAUAAUUCACUGAAUAAUUAUUGGUUCUGAUUUAA